AUGCCAAACCCGAUCCGCCUACACUGGAGAGUACUUUGUAUCUUAUAUGGCUCGCUCCUCGCCAGUAUCGCAUUUGCUGUCGGCCAUCACUUAUACUACCAGAGUCUAGCGGAUACUCCUGUGUCAACCGCCAAUGAUUUGACCUUUGGAACGUGGACUGGAGUGCCGUCUCAAAAGUUCAACACAGCAAUCGGCACUACUUUCGCAUCUCUGUUCCGAACUUCUCUCUCCAUUACGGUCACUACAGCCUACUUCCAAAUCGUUUGGAGUGUAUUGAAGGCCGGAAGUACUCGACUAAACGUCGUUGAUGCAAUCAGUGGUAUCUUGGCAAACCCGCUUGCUUUCUUCAAUGGAGGAGCCUGGAAGAAGUCGAGUUUACUUAUUAUUCUUGCCGCCACCACCUGGCUACUUCCAAUUGCCCCCAUCAUCACCCCUGCAACUUUGACUGUUCAGACAAACUCCCAAGUCUCUUAUGGCCUAACCAAUGUCUCUGCCGUCGAUUUCAAUAGCCUAAAUUUUGCGUCCGUCGUCGCAAAUUCUCAAGGAGCUUGUGGUUACUUAUACAGAAGGCCCCAAUUCGAGGUUAUGAAGAUUGUCGCAGCAGCCGCAGGACAAGAUGAUGUGCUACCCUUCUCUGCACCAGGCAGUCAGCCAAACGCUUCGUAUGUUCAGCAAUUUGCUGGACCAGCUCUACAAUGUAACGACGUGGCUGAACCACUACGUGGCGAAAUACUCACGAACGUUAAUACCAGUACCUUCUCCGAAUACACGUCGUAUGGGUAUCUCUCUUGGACGCCAAGUGACGAAAAUUCUUUGCCAUUUCUACUGGAAAAUGUCACGAGCAAUGGCGAGUCUUACUCUGAAUAUCAAUUGCAAUCCUAUGCGCUAGGGCCUGGACGAGGUUCGUCUACUCCUCUGAGUUUGUUCGUCGCGACGUUUCCAAACAUGCAAAACCCGUACACGGCAGGUUCACUUAUCUCAGAUUACGACUAUGUUGGCAAUGCCACAAUCGUCAAAUGUCAAUUGAAGAACGCAACAUAUGCUUCAUCCUUCAAUUGGACAAACGGCAUUCGCGACUUGAACAUCACAGUAUCUCCUGGCAGCGAUGGCAUUGUGUAUCACGAGGGGGUGGACUGCAGCCAGUUCCUUUACACUCCGGGAGUCUCGGUCUCGGACGCCCUCAAAAAUGGUUCGGAUGAUAUCUCGGACUACAACAACACUAUCAUCCAGAACUUUGCCUACCAAUCGGUGAUGCACGCUUUCGGGAGUAUUGUGACGGGCUCCAUCAACUAUCCACGUUUCCCGAACGGAUUGGUCGUAGCGACUAACGUGAUGGAUACUGUUUUAGGUGCUACGCCAGAACUUUUGCAGCUGCAAAACAGCACAGCUGGUCAGAUGAAAGGCCUAGCCUCGCUUGGUCGAAAGGUUUGGCCAGGCAUUUCGGUCGAAAGCCUACCCGAAAACUCACUGGACCUUCGUUCUAGCUUGGAGGGACUUUUCCAGAAUGUGACCAUGAGCUUGAUGAGCUCAAAGCUACUCCAGUCGGUGGUUUCUGUGCCCGACCCUGCAACACCCUACUACCCGCCGCCGGUUAACGUCACCAGUAUCACGUAUCAAAAUCUGUACGCAUACUCAGCAACGAUGUUAUGGCUUUCAUACGGAGUCGCGCUAUUCCUCGCCUUGAUAACAGUGAUUGUGGGCUCAAUGGCCAUAUUCUCGAGUGGCUUCUCAUAUUCGUCUUCCUUUUCAACCGUCUUGCGUACCGCUUCGCAUGCCGCUAUCAGCACCGACAUCUCUCGAAACGAUGCGACCGGUCAAGAUCCAUUGCCAGAGCAUCUUUGCAAGGCUACAAUUUUAUUUGACCGUAUUAAUCAGCAAGGCGGAGAGUCUGCAGCCAAAGAGGUCCUGAUGGUCAAGCAAGAGAGUGGCCGUCUCUUGGCUCAGAGCCGAGCUGAACGCUACAGCUGA
Molecule: messenger RNA, 1968 nt
Organism: Aureobasidium subglaciale EXF-2481
Lineage: Eukaryota; Fungi; Ascomycota; Dothideomycetes; Dothideales; Saccotheciaceae
Exons: 3
Coding region: 1-1968 (655 amino acids)
Source: RefSeq, a predicted model, not a curated record